GUUGUGUAGUCAGGCAUGUCUUGUGUGGGUGAACGCCUUCGUGUUCAGUAGGCCUAUUAAUAAUAUUGUUGUGAGCUCCUACCACAAACAAGACAAUGACACCGGGGUCGGAAUGAGUGGCGUGCAUGCGGUGCAGGAUCUGCACUUGUCACAUUUGGUUGGAAGAUCUGCCGAUACCGUGUCUGUACUAUUAGACAUGUCAGAAGAAUUGGAACCAGCGGAGAGUAUGACAGAAACUGGGGUUUUGCCAAGAGGGGCCCAGCAAAAUGACAGAAACACCAAGAUUAGAAACCNUUGUGGCUUUCUGGUUAUUAGGACUGUGCAAUAACUACGCCUAUGUUAUCAUGCUAAGUGCAGCUUAUGACAUCUUGGAAAAGAAGGAUACAGUCCCAGACAGUGAUGUGGAGCCCAUGGAUACCAUGUAUAACCUGACCAACAGCACAUCAGCAGGACGAUUUGAUUGCAAUCCAAUCUCAACAGGGGCUGUUCUCCUAGCAGAUAUUCUGCCAACCUUGAUCAUAAAACUGAGCGCACCCUGGUUUGCUGACUACAUUCCAUAUAGUGCACGGAUUGCCUUGUGUGUCCUAGCCGCUGCAUCCAGCUUUAUCAUUGUGUCUUUGGUUCACCUGGUGGCCCUCAGCCUCAUGGGAGUUGUCUUUGCCAGUGUGUCUGCAGGACUUGGUGAAUUUACAUUUGUCAGUCUGAUGUCAUUUUAUGACAAGAAUGUUGUUUCAACAUGGUCAUCGGGUACCGGCGCUGCUGGUUUGAUCGGUGCCCUGUCCUACGCUGGUUUGACAGAAGUGCUGACUCCGAGAAAUGCCUUACUAGUCAUGCUAGUUGUACCUGUUGCCAUGGCAAUCAGUUACUGGGGUAUUCUGGUGCGAGUUCCAACAUCAAAACCACUUCAGGACGACCAACCAGUAGAUGAGGCAAGGAGACGAUUGCUAGAAUGUGACUCGAUGGAAGAUGCAAACAAAGAUACGCAGACACCCUCACAGGAGCAUCUCACACUCAAAGAGCGACUCUUCCAUAUCAAACAUCUUCUGAAGUACAUGAUCCCUCUGAUGCUAGUGUAUUUUGCAGAAUAUUUCAUCAACCAGGGCUUGCUUGAGUUAAUUUUCUUCCAAGGAAUUUGGUUGGAUCACCAGGGCCAGUACAGAUGGUUUCAGGUUUUGUACCAACUGGGUGUCUUCAUCUCUAGGUCAUCAGUUAACUUUGUCAAGUUCAAACGGCUUUGGAUCUUUUCAAUUCUACAGUGGUGUGUCCUGGUGUUGAUGUUCACCGUUGCCUACUACGCCUACAUGCCCAGCAUAGCCAUCGUCUUUGCCAUCAUCUUGUUUGAGGGGCUUCUUGGAGGAGCGGCGUACGUCAACACUUUCUAUCAAAUCAGACAAAAUGAGAGCCCCAAGUACAAAGAGUUUGCCAUGGGAACGACCACUGUUGCGGAGUCAUGCGGUACCUCACUGGCUGGAGCUGCUGCGUUGCCUGUCCAUAAUGCACUGUGUCGUUUGUAAUGCAUCUGGUAUUGUUUGUUAGUUUCCAGAGCGUUCAGAUGUAACUGGCGGUCUUCUUCCCUCUUUGGGUUCUUUACUUUUGCCUUAAUUUUGCGAUCAUGACGGCUAAGCUGAAUCAUGGGGAAUGUGGAUUAGUUAGUCUAGACUGCAGUCUGUACCAACGGCCUUUGCAUUCCUUGCAACGCCUGCGUGGUCCCUGCAACUCAGGAACAAUGUUAUUUUUUAAUAAUAGGUUUUGCCCUUGCAAUAUUCUUUGCAUAAACAUGUGACCCACUCUGUGAAAAUGAGUCACAUGUCCUCAGAGCCACUUUAAGUUAAAGGCCUUUGAAAGAAUCUGGCUCAGUGUUUAAGCAAUAGGAAUCCUCAACAUUUUAACAUCGACACAACGUCCAUUUUCAUUGUAUCAAACUGAGUGAUGACACAUCAACAGAAAGAGCUCAAAUGCGUCAAUCUGAUACAGAGUAAAACUCGAAAGUGGCUCAGAUGACUUGUGACUCAUUUUCACACAGUGAGUCACACGCAUGUGCCCUCGGGACCUGUGAUUAUGAUAGCCCCAAUCUUUGGAAUUAACGCCUUCAGAGUAGUUGUCUGGUAUGUGCCCAGCGGUGUGAAACAGUUGCGUAUGUGUCAUGUAUGUGCCCAUUUGUUGAAGUGCACCUGUACCCUCGCCAGCAAAGAAGAGACAGGCUGAUGGGAGAUGUUUGUUCCAACUGGGCUUGUGUACAUGCAGAGGAACACAUACGAAGAACAAACAGAAAUUGGUCGUGCAUGCUUGGCAGCGAACUCCCAUGAACUCAGAGUGUGUUUGUGGCGAGUGUCAACCAAAGGGUGAUCAUUGUCCCGCCAAGACACACCCUCUUGUCUUGUACCCACUCCAAGUGGAUUAGCCCAAGGCAUCACACAUACAGUGAUUUUUCUCACACAUCUUGAGAGAUAAGUGCUCAUGCCCUACCUGUGCCUUUGCACCAUUUUUGUUUCAGCAAGGCCUAUCUUUGACUUUGUGACUUUUUAGCAGAGCAGUUUGAUUUGUCAAACUAUCACGGGUAUAUAUGUAGCGUGCCACACUUGGGCCUGUUUUGUAUCGAAUCUUGGCUUCGUCUCUGCCUUGGCAUCAUUUCAAGCUCUGCGACAUUUAGUGUUUGAAACAAAGGAAAAUUCUCGUAACGGUGGCUUCAUAAAGGCUGGUUUUAAGCGGGGGAUUUCUGCCGAGGAAAAUGGAACUGCAGUGAGAGUGGGUCUUUUCAGUUUCAGGAAACGGAAGAGCAAAAGCCCAAAUGUAGAGGAUGGUUAGAUUUAGGGGUGCCCCCAUCAACUGUUGUGCAAACUUCAAUUGGGGGCAGUCCAGAAUAUUACUUACUGUCAUUUAUGAAUUUAAUAACGCCCCUCGAUGUACAUUUAAUUUUAAAAUAUUUCUUAUUCUGUACGAUGCUACAACAAUAUAUGGAACAAAAAUUGUUUAUAUUACAGUUCUGAAAUUUAUACUUCCUUGUGGAAUUUAGUCGUCAUAAUUAUGUAAUCGUGGUGAAAAUGAUGUCUGUGUCUUUAUUUUGUUCAUUGGGUUAAUGCUGCCCUUGUCAUUGCUCAAUUUUGGAGUCCAUUUUGUGUGCUUCCCGAGAAAUUUCCAAGUGUAAACUUUUUUAUUGCCAAAUAUUAUAGUUACAAAAAUGUAUGAACUAGAUCUCCGGGGCUAAAGGUUUGGAAGAUGUAAUGUUUUGUAAUAAAAUGUCCCACGAUAGUGAGGCUUUUCUCGAGUUAAAAAAAAGUA
Acanthaster planci (crown-of-thorns starfish) is the source of this 3279-nucleotide messenger RNA. RefSeq names its product battenin-like. The record is from RefSeq and is a predicted model, not a curated record. NCBI's taxonomy places the organism in Eukaryota, Metazoa, Echinodermata, Asteroidea, Valvatida, Acanthasteridae. Gene Ontology annotation, cellular component: lysosome; membrane. Gene Ontology annotation, biological process: regulation of intracellular pH; lysosome organization.